UAAAAAACAAGAAAAAGGGUUACACAGACACUUACAUUUACUUCCAACAAUAGAAUAGGGGAAGACACUAAAAAAGUGGUUAGUUGUCCCUCCCUCCAAAAACAAAAUCCUAUGGCCUUUUCAAUUCUCUCCAUUUUUUCUUCACCAUUUAUCUUCCCUCUCAAAACCCCAAAACCUUUUAAACCCCAAAAACAUCGAACCAUAACUUGCUGUUCACAAGAACCAAAAAGACCCUCCAAAAACCCACAAAGACCCACUUCCAGAAACAGGAAAAGAACGCCAUAUGGAACCUCUAGGAGGUCAAUUCUCAAGAAAACAUUCACUCAAGAGCAGGUCAAAUUCACUGCAGGUGUUUCAGCUGAUCCUCACGUGGGGAUUAUUGGUGGAGGAAUGGCUGGUCUUAUUUGUGCUUUGAACUUGGAGAAAAGAGGUGUUAAGUCGACUGUUUUUGACACGGGAAUGCAUGGUUUGGGAGGAAGAAUGGGAACUAGAGUCAUUGAUCCUCAACAACUUAUAUUUGAUCAUGCUGCUCAGUUGUUUACUGUGAGUGAUUCUAGGUUUGCUGAGCUAGUUGAAUAUUGGUUGGAGAAAGGUUUGGUUCGACAAUGGCAAGGUUUAGUUGGUCUGCUUGAAUUGGGUGGUCAGUUUGUGCCUCUUCCUUCAUCAGCCCCAAGGUUCAUAGGUGUUAAAGGAAUGCGCCCUUUAGCAGAUUCGUUACUUUCUGAGACUUCUAUGGUCAAUGUGGUGAGACCUUGCUGGAUAAGCAAACUUGAGCCAUUUAAUGGGAUGUGGCACUUGAGUGAGAAUGGAAGGCCUCGUGGGAAGUUUGAUGCAAUUGUUAUUGCUCAUAAUGGAAAAUGUGCAAAUCGCUUGCUUGCUUUAUCAGGGUUACCUUUGAUUGCUAGACAAAUGAAGAGGCUAGAAUUGAGCUCUAUAUGGGCCCUUCUUGCUGCAUUUGAGGAUCCCCUUCCCAUUGGAGAUGGUAAAGUGACAUUUGAAGGUGCCUUUGUUAAAGGAGUUGAUUCUGUAUCUUGGAUGGCGAACAACUCAAUGAAGCUUUUGGGUUCUCACAGUAAUGGUCCUCACUGUUGGACCUUUUUCAGCACUGCAGCAUAUGGAAAGCGAAACAAGGUUCCUCAGGAAAACAUACCUACUGCAACAGCAGAUAAGGUAAAGACAAGCAUGCUUGAGGGCGUGGAAGCGGCACUUGGACUACCAAAAGAAUCACUUCAGAGACCUUUUUACGCUAGAGUCCAGCUAUGGGGUGCGGCUCUUCCGACAAACUCUCCCGGUAUUCCAUGUAUUUUUGAUCCUUAUGGAAGGGCUGGUAUUUGUGGCGAUUGGUUGUUAGGAUCAAAUUUAGAGUCAGCAGCUUUAAGUGGCAUGGCUCUCGCUAAUCAUGUAAGUGCCACUGUCAUUCUUCUUUACUCAUUGGUACUUUUCGUUUUGGGAUUGCAAACUGGAAAGACCAUUCUUCUGUCAUGUCUUGCUGUUCUAUUCAGACUGGUUAUCAGGCUUGUUUUGAUCCUGUACACCUCGAUUAUUCAUUAUGUAGAUUGCGGACUAUUUCCAAAGUGGUGGAGCUUGUCCUGAGGAGUUUGCUGUUGGUUUGGAAAAGGAAUUUCAGCCAAUUCAAGGACAUGACAUUGGACAAUUUCCUGGUGUUGAAUCCUUAACACACGACAAUCAA
Molecule: messenger RNA, 1690 nt
Organism: Durio zibethinus
Lineage: Eukaryota; Viridiplantae; Streptophyta; Magnoliopsida; Malvales; Malvaceae
Source: RefSeq, a predicted model, not a curated record